UUUGGCGUCAUCCACCAAUUAGAAACAUGGCUGAAGAGCGGAAGAAGCCCAUUGCGAUCAUUACUAUUGGAAUGGCUGGAGCAGGGAAGUCCACCUUUGUUCAACGAAUAAACUCGUAUCUUCACUCCCAAGAUCCUCCCAAAACUCCUUACAUCUUGAAUCUCGAUCCCGCCGUCACACACGUCCCGUUCGAAGCAAACAUAGAUAUCAGAGACACUGUGAACUAUUCCGAGGUCAUGAAGCAGUACAAUCUAGGACCCAACGGAGGAAUUCUGACUUCGCUCAAUCUCUUCACGACCAAGUUUGACCAGGUGCUAGAGCUGGUCGAUAAGCGAGUGGACACGGUCGAUUAUGUGAUUUUAGACACUCCUGGGCAGAUAGAAAUUUUCACUUGGUCGGCAUCGGGAGCGAUAAUCACAGAUGCAGUAGCGUCUUCAUUGUCAACCGUCGUCGCCUACAUCAUUGACACACCGCGAACGAGUGCUCCGGCGACAUUCAUGUCGAACAUGUUGUAUGCUUGUAGUAUUCUAUACAAAACGAAAUUACCCUUCAUUCUAGUCUUCAACAAAACUGACGUCCAGUCCCACCAGUUCGCGCUGGACUGGAUGCACGACUUUGAGGAAUUUCAAGCUGCACUAGCAGAGCAUGGCGGCACGAGAGACGCUGAAGGCGAACCGACCUAUAUGAACAGUCUCAUGCAUAGUAUGAGUUUGGUUCUGGAUGAAUUUUACAAGCAUCUCACGGCUGUAGGUGUCUCUAGUAUGUCUGGGGAUGGGAUAAAAGAAUUUUUUGAUGCUGUGGAAGCCUCGAGAGAAACCUAUGAAACAGACUACCUUCCUGAACUCGCUCGUGCACGGGCUACGCGUGAAAAGAAACUCCAAGACGCCAAAGACGAAUCCAUGAACAAAUUGCUGAGGGACCUUACUAUGGACAGAGCGAAAAAUCCAGGUGGUGCUCUCAGUGAUCGUUGGGAUCCCAAUGCCGAAGAGGAUGACGAUGACGACAACGACGACGAGGAUAUCAUUGAUCGAACUGAGGAAGCUUGGCCCGGUCAAUAUAUCGAUGUUACUCGAGCGCAACGGCAUCCAGAAGAAAGAAUAAAUUGGCCCAGACCAGGAUAGCGGUCAAGUGAAAUAACAACAUCAGGCCAACAUCAAUGUGUACUGAUAGUUAUACAAUGAUCAUCCUAGCUGACAGUGAUGGCGAGUCGCCUGGGACCUCGACAAAUUUUCGCGACCAGUCGGAAAGGGGUUUGUUCCGUCUCCAUCGUCAUGGAACGGAGGUGGUUUAGACUUCAAGAGAAAAAUCAGAAUAAAUCAGUUCCCUAGCUCCCUUAUUUUUCUGUCUUGAAUGAGGAAAUGAAUAUCACUAUGUGCUG
Messenger RNA from Marasmius oreades (fairy-ring Marasmius), 1378 nucleotides. RefSeq lists its product as uncharacterized. The transcript is spliced from 7 exons. Gene Ontology annotation, molecular function: GTPase activity. Bases 27 to 1121 code for a protein of 364 amino acids. NCBI's taxonomy places the organism in Eukaryota, Fungi, Basidiomycota, Agaricomycetes, Agaricales, Marasmiaceae. The record is from RefSeq and is a predicted model, not a curated record.